Molecule: messenger RNA, 5138 nt
Organism: Ictalurus punctatus (channel catfish)
Lineage: Eukaryota; Metazoa; Chordata; Actinopteri; Siluriformes; Ictaluridae
Gene: cry1b
Product: cryptochrome circadian regulator 1b
Exons: 14
Coding region: 584-2431 (615 amino acids)
Biological process (GO): negative regulation of DNA-templated transcription; entrainment of circadian clock by photoperiod; circadian regulation of gene expression
Cellular component (GO): nucleus; cytoplasm
Molecular function (GO): FAD binding; DNA binding
Source: RefSeq, a predicted model, not a curated record
CGGACGCUCAAGCGCGAGAGUCCAGCCAGUAGUACGUUAAAUAUUGAGCUGGUCGGUUACACGGGAAACGCGUGUGUUGAACUGAAGUACCCGUUUGAGAAAACCGACACGACGGGCAGUUUUUUUUCCUUUUAUUUCCUCCGUGUUUAUUUCCCCUUUAUUCCCGUCCUGACGUUUGUACGCCGCUUUGUCUGAGCUAGCGAAGCCUAAAAAGACCUAACCGGCUAACUGCUGCCUCAAAGCAGACAUUUCUUUGGAGUUUUUCUCGUCGUUUUUGUUUUUAUAGCUUGUUGCUGAGUUGUGAGUUUUACUGAAGAAACAAUUGAGCGAAUGGUAUUUUUUGUUCCACUAUAGUAGCACCAUAUGUGACCAGUGUUUAUGAAGUCGUGCCGGAUAAUUCACCUCAGAUCCAUCAGCAGCGAGAGCAUGGAAAACGAUUUCCUCGAGCAAGGUUAAGUUCACUGGGACGUCUGGGCUACUUCUGUCCGCUGUCAAAUUCUCCUCCCAGCGUGUUCUGGACCUGUGAAUAGACUUGUCCAGCUUUAUUCUAGGAGGCGUGUGUGAAGGACGUCAGAGUGGAGUAAUGGUGGUUAACGCGGUGCACUGGUUCAGGAAGGGUUUGAGGCUGCACGAUAACCCCUCACUCCUGGAGAGUGUAGUAGGGGCGGACUCUUUACGCUGUAUUUACAUUCUUGACCCCUGGUUUGCAGGUUCAUCCAACGUGGGAAUCAAUAGGUGGAGGUUUUUAUUGCAGUGUCUGGAGGACCUGGAUGCCAGCCUUCGAAAACUCAACUCUCGCCUGUAUGUUAUCAGAGGUCAGCCCACUGAUGUCUUUCCCAGGCUUUUCAAGGAGUGGAAGAUCACGCAUCUGUCAUAUGAGUAUGACUCCGAACCAUUUGGGAAAGAGCGGGAUGCAGCCAUCAAGAAGCUGGCCAACGAGGCAGGGGUGGAGGUCACUGUUAGAAUCUCCCACACACUCUAUGAUCCAGAGAAGAUCAUUGAGCUGAAUGGUGGGCAGUCACCUCUCACAUAUAAGCGUUUUCAGACAAUACUCAGUAGAAUGGAUGCUGUAGAAAUACCAGCAGAGACCAUUACUGCUGAGAUACUAAGCAAAUGUAUCAUGACUGUUGGUGAUGACCAUGACGAGAGGUUUGGUGUGCCCUCACUGGAGGAGCUUGGCUUUGAGACAGAAGGUCUACCAUCUGCUGUGUGGCCAGGAGGAGAGACUGAGGCUCUGACUCGUCUGGAGAGACACUUGGAGAGAAAGGCAUGGGUGGCUAACUUUGAGCGUCCCAGAAUGAAUGCAAAUUCAUUACUAGCCAGCCCUACAGGUCUGAGCCCUUAUCUUCGCUUCGGCUGCCUCUCCUGUAGACUCUUCUACUUUAAACUCACAGACUUGUACAAAAAGGUAAUGAAAAAUAGUGUCCCUCCACUGUCUCUCUACGGCCAGCUGCUAUGGAGAGAGUUCUUCUACACAGCUGCCACAAACAGGCCGUGCUUUGACAAAAUGGAGGGCAACCCAAUCUGUGUGCAGAUCCCAUGGGACCGUAAUGCAGAGGCAUUAGCAAAGUGGGCAGAAGGCAGGACAGGUUUUCCCUGGAUUGAUGCGAUCAUGACUCAGCUGAGGCAGGAGGGGUGGAUUCAUCACCUGGCACGGCAUGCCGUUGCAUGCUUCCUCACCAGAGGAGACCUUUGGAUCAGCUGGGAGGAAGGCGUCAAGGUGUUUGAAGAGUUGUUGCUGGAUGCAGAUUGGAGUGUUAAUGCAGGCAGCUGGAUGUGGCUCUCCUGCAGUUCAUUUUUUCAGCAGUUCUUCCACUGCUACUGCCCAGUGGGUUUUGGUCGCCGCACCGAUCCCAAUGGAGAUUAUAUACGUCGGUAUUUGCCUAUAUUGAGGGGUUUUCCUGCCAAAUACAUCUACGACCCUUGGAAUGCACCAGAAAGUGUACAGAAGCUUGCUAAGUGCAUCAUUGGGACUCACUACCCCAAGCCCAUGGUGAACCAUGCCGAGGCCAGCAGAAUAAACAUUGAGCGCAUGAAACAAAUUUACCAGCAGCUGUCGUGUUACAGAGGCCUUGGGCUUCUGGCCUCUGUGCCGUCCAAUGCCAGUGGUAACGGCGAAGGUGCAGGAGCAAGUCUGAACCCGACAGACAGCACACAGGAGAGCAGUGCUGCAGUGCAACUAAAACUGGCCAACAUUCAAGAAGAGUUGUCAGCAGGCCCAUUGUCCUGUACUGACAAACUAAAUGGCACUAGUUCCCAGUCACCAGCAGGUAUAUCAGGAACUGGUGGAGUAAAAUCUUGGAGACGAGACACCAAGCAAACACAGAGAGACAGAGGAACAGACACCCUAAAGCGACAUAGUGAAGAGUCCGUAUCAAACCGUGGAUGCAAGAUUCAGAAAAAGAACAGUGACGAGCCACCUUCGCAGUGACCACAGCACACACUUCUCAGGCUGCAAGCAGGAUGUAGUCCCAAUGGUAGUAGUUACCAUUAAGCAAUUUUUAGAUAUUGCUUAUCUGCUACAGUGGAUUUAUAAUCUACACACCCCUGUUAAAAUGGCAAGUUUUUGUGCUGGGGGACUUGGUUUAAGAUAAAUCAUGUCAGAAGUUUUCCCACCCUCAGUGUGAAAUGAUAACGUAUAAAGAUUAAAUGAGAAACAAUCAAACAUUUUAGGGAAAAAUAGGAGAGGGGGGAAAAAAAGAAGGUACAGUGACCUUGUUGCAUAAGUGUGCACAUCCUUUUAUAAGGGGGGUGUGGCUGUGUCAAGCUCCUGUUCAUAAAUAAUUAUCAUGCAGCUGUCAUCACUGACAUUAUUCAGAUAAUUUUGUUCAUAAUUUGAUUUCAUACAUCAACUUGGUUUUGUCUGACUGCCGAUGCCAUGGUCUGCGGAAAACUUUGAAAACAUCAGCUGUACUGUGGUACACUGUGAAGGCCAUCAUCAACAAGUGGAGAAAGUGGAGCUCCACUGUGACCUUACUAAGAACAGGACAGCCCUCUAAAAUUUACAAAAGGACAAAAACUUACCAGCGAGGCUGCAAAGAGACCGACGGUAACAUUAAUGGAGCUGACUCUCUGCAUGGGACAACAAUCUCUCGUGUUCUUCAUAUGUUUGUGUUAUGGGCUAGGGUGGCUAGACGGAAGCCCUUUCUCACAAAAAACAUCCAAGCUCAACUAAAUCACCCCAAACAUGUGGUGAAAUGUUUUGUGGUCUGAUUAGGCCAGUUUCAAAAGGAAUGUUUAGUGCACAGAAAGCACAUCAACAAAAAAAAAUCACCAUACCCAUGCUGAAGAAUGGUGGUGGUAGCAUCAUACUUUAGAGCUUCUUUUUUCAGCCAGAACUGGGGCUUUUAACAAGGUGGAGGGAAUCAUGAAUAGCUACAAAUCUCAGCAGAUUUUAGUGCAAAACAUUCUGGUGUCUGCUAGUAAGCUGAAGAGGAAAAGGAAUUUCACUUUUCUAGUACAAAAAUGACCCAAAUCAUACAUCCAAAUCAGAAAAAGGAACGGCUUAUCCAAAUGAUCAAUGUUUUUGAAUGAUCUAGCUAGAGCCCAGAACUGAAUCCAACUAUAAAACUGUGCAGUGACCUGAAGUGGCCUGUGUACAGGAGAUGCCCUUUCAAUUUGAUUGAUCUAAAAUGUUUUUGCAACAAAUAGUGGGGAAAUGUUGACAUGUCAAGAUGUGCCAUGAUAUUUUUCCUCCUAAAAAGUUUGAUUGUUUUUUCACUUUAUUUGUACACUUUGCAAUUGUUUAAAGGUGGGAAAAGAUCCAACAUGUAUUUUUUUUUUUUAUUUCCAUUGUACAUGUGCCCUGUAUGUUAAAGUGCUUACUUAAAGUAAACCUUUUGAUAUGUGAGAUAUGACUGUAAAUCCAGUUCAUAAACUGUGCAUAUUCACUUGAUAUUAUAUGCAUUUAAAACACUGUGUACAACAUUUUAGUGUUUGUGCAAAUGUUUUUUUGGCUUUUUUUUAAAAUGCUUACGUACACUGGUUUUAUGUAGUCAACUGUGUGUCCAUGCACUAAAUUUCCAUGCAUAAGCCUCCAUGUCAGUAUUCCAGACUAGUGUGUAAAUAUUUGCAUGCAUUUUUUUCUUUCAUAUUGGUGUAUCAGUGCCAUAAGGAUGUGCAGUGCAGACACUUUGCAUAUUAUUGUUCAUAUAAUAUCUUGACAUAUAGCCAUGAAUGCAUUUACUGUGUUAAGAGGAAGAGGAGUCCGUCUAACAAAAAGGGUCACUUCUGCUGAAGUGUCUAAAAUGACCCCACUGCUUAUUUUUGUGGAGAGUGUUAACGACGAUCGUGUGUGUGUGUGUGUGUGUGUGUGUGUGUGUGUGUGUGUGUGUGUGUUGAGCAAGUCUGUUUUUGUACCAUUACAGGGACAGUACAGCCUGCUAUGUAAAUAUGCAUGUAAAGUUUUGGCUUAUUGGCAGACAUUAUAUAUUUUUAUAUGGAAAACAAUACCAGUUUUUGUCUGUUUAUUUGUAUGGGCUCUUUAUUAAGAGGUAUUAAAUAAAAAAAAAAAUCAUAUAACAUUUUACUGGUAAUUUAAUCUAGAAUAAGUGUCCUGAUUUCCAAUGGCAGGUGAGUUGUGUAAUCGCCUGUUCUAGGGCAAAAUACAGCACCGCUAUUAAACGACCCAGACCCCUCAACCCACGCAGAUAAACUCCUAGAAAUAAUCAAGGUACGACCUGUCUGCCCUGUUCAAACGCCAAGGUCGGGUUCUGUCCCAAAUGGUCUCUGUUUAAACACAGGGUGCUCCGAAUAGGGUGUAGUAGGCGUUAUUACACAGACUAGUGCACUUGUACAGAGAGGAGGAAGUCAGGGACGUGGUCAUCCCCCAGGCGCACUAGGUGUUGCCAGAUUGAUGUAUUUCCUUCUAUGUGUCAUGUCCAGAGAAAUCCCAUCGCGCUGGCGUACAUGUUAUUGGGGAAUACCUGAAACAGGAAUAUUACUAAGCGUCUGUUUUCGCUUGGUGUGUUUAAAACAAUAAAUCAGCAAGAAAUAUUCAUUCCGAUUGGCAACUCGGGUGUAACUACAGAUGUUCAAAACGCCGAUUCAACAGGAGAGUGGAGUGGAGUAGAGGAGAACAUCCGAGAGACAGAGUUUCAGUUCUUUUUGAAUACCAUCACAGCUGUGUGUAAAUCAGG